Messenger RNA from Echinostoma caproni, 348 nucleotides. NCBI's taxonomy places the organism in Eukaryota, Metazoa, Platyhelminthes, Trematoda, Plagiorchiida, Echinostomatidae. The record is from the annotation of a GenBank genome assembly.
AUGUUCCAACAGCUCGUGGGUAUCAACACAGUGAUGUACUACAGCGCCAGCAUCAUUUCCAUGGCUGGUAUCGCGUCCAGUUCGAAUCCGAAGCGCCGUGAUACGACAGUUGUCUGGAUGUCGGCACUCGUCGCUUUUGCCAACUUUGCUUUCUGUUCCACCAGUCCGUUUCUGAUCUCCCGUUUUCGUCGACGCACUUUGCUUCUGGCCAGUCUGACCGGAGUUCUGGCUAGCCUAAUCUUCUUGGGUGUCACAUUUCAACUAAUAGCCUCUUAUUCCGUUCCGGUGACUUUGGUUGAAAAUGAACCCAACACAUUGGCAACAAAGGUGGACUGCUCAUUGGCGUAA